UUCCCGUCAGCACUGCAGCUGGCAGCGCGGUUUCGUCCUGCGAGGUUCCGCCGAGCGGCUCGACUCGUUGUUUGCUGGUCGACGCGGGAGUAGCGAGAGACGCACUUGGACAACCGACCGGGGCCGAGAGGUGGAGUUUUGUGGGCUGAGGUGGGAGGAAGGGGAAAAAAGGGGGCAAAAGGGAAAGGAAGGAGGCGAACCCCGACGGGGCGAGCGGAAGAAAGAAACGAAGCAGUGCACGGCAUGAACUCAGCGAGAGCUCGUUGUGGAUGAAUUUGGCCAUUUUAUAAAACGAAAAACCAAAGUUUCUCCAAAAGUGUCGGCGGCGAAGAAGAGGACGACGAAGACAAGAUGAUUACGCCCUACUUCGUGGACAAUUUCUGGGGCGACAAGAACAAUGGCUUUGAUGUGCUGUACCACAACAUGAAGCACGGACAGAUUUCCUCCAAGGAGCUGACCGACUUCAUCAGGGAAAGGAGCGUCAUCGAAGAGGCCUACGCCAGGUCCAUGACCAAGCUGGCCAAGACGGCGGGCAACUUUUCACAGCUGGGGACCUUCGCGCCGGCGUGGGAGCUGUUCAAGGGCUCCACGGAGAAGCUGGCCGCGUGCCACAUGGAGCUGGUGCGCAAGCUGCAGGAGCUCAUCAAAGACGUGCACAAGUACGUGGACGAGCAGGCCAAAGCGCACAAGAAGACAAAAGAAGAGGUGGCGUCCACCUUGGAGGCGGUGCAGAACAUCCAGAGCACGGGGCAGGCCCUGCACAAGUCCAAGGAGAGCUACAACGCCAAAACCGUGGAGCAGGAGCGCCUCCGCAAGGAAGGGGCCACCCAGAGAGACGUGGACAAGGCCGGACUAAAAGCCAAAAAAGCCACAGAGACGUACAAGUCGUACGUGGAGAAAUACGCCUACGCCAAGUCAGACUUUGAACUCAAGAUGGAGGAAACGGCACAGAAAUUCCAGGCCAUCGAAGAAAGCCACGUCCUCCACAUGAAGGACAUCAUCCGCUCGUACUCGCGGGCCGUGGACGAAACGCACGUGCAAAUAGGAGAGGUUCACAAUGAGUUUGUGAGGAACGUGGAGAACACCUCAGCGGAGAGCUUGAUACAGAAACUGGCCGAAAGCAAAGGAACGGGCAAGGAGAGACCAGGGCCCAUCGAGUUUGAGGAGUGUAACGCCGCCAUCGCCGCUGAAGGUGCCAAAGCCAGGAGGAGAAAGCCAUUUGGCAUCCCGGGACGCCGGAAAGACAAAGACACCGACUCCACGGAAUCGACGGAAGCGGAAAGUAACGCUGCCAACGGCGCUCCCCCCGGAUACUACGGGGCCAUAGACAUUCAGAACGCUAAUGUUCCGCGAGUCGACGACGAGGGCUUCUGCAUCCGGCCCGAAUCCCUGGAGAAUGAUGCCAAAGAGAAUUCCUUCUACUCGUCCAGCGACUCGGAGGACGAGGAGGAGCCGCGCAAGUUCCACGUGGAGAUCAAGCCCGUGCGGCCCAACGACGGCACGCACCAGAACCGCGCCGCCAUCGACGAGCUCAAGGCCUCCGUCGGCAACAUCGUCCUGUCGCCGCCGACCUCGGGCCAAAUGCGGAGGAACCAAUCCAGUGAGUAUAUGUUUUGCUCUUUCUUUCUUUCUUUUCCUUCGCCUCCUCGCGUCGUCCCCCAAGCGCCUUUUUACCGGGCGCUUGUUUUUCAAAGAAAUGGCCCGUCUUCCGCCGUGCCUUCCGUAGCGGCCAACCGUCCGAGCGCCCCCGUGGCGGCGGGCGCGCUGGUGCCGCCGCCCCGCCCCCCCUCCCGGCCCAAACUCCCCAUGGGAAAACUCGGCGGCAUCACCGAAAUGGUGAGUUGAAACAAAAAGGCUUGAAACGCUUGUCGCCGGUGCGAUGAGGCCCGCGCCGAGAGCUCGUCGUCGCUGUCCUCCAACGCCUCGCUCGGCGCCGCCAACAACCCCGCUGUGGGCACGUCCCGCGGCCCCAGUCCCGUGACGCUGGCGUCCCAGGAUGCUCUGCCCAUCGCCGUGGCCUUCACGGAGGCCGUCAAUGCCUACUUCAAAGGCGCCGACCCCGCCAAGUGCAUCGUGAAGAUCACGGGCGACAUGACGCUGUCUUUCCCCUCGGGCAUCAUCAAGGUGUUCACGGGCAACCCCUCGCCCGCCGUCCUCGCCUUCAAGUUGAAGAACACGAGCCAGCUGGAGCAGAUCCUCCCCAACCAGCAGCUCCUCUUCAGCGAUCUGUCCCAGGGCGACUCGGAGUGCAAGGACUUCUGGUUCAACAUGCAAGCGCUGACCGCCUACCUCCGCAAAGCCUCGGAGCAAAACCCCGCCGCCUCCUACUACAACGUGGACGUCCUCAAGUACCAGGUGCGGUCGGACGGCAUCCGCUCCACGCCGCUGAACCUUGCCGUGUACUGGAAGUGCGCGCCGGGCUCCACCGACCUGCGCGUGGACUACCGCUACAACCCGGACUCCAUGGCGGCGCCGGGCCCGCUCGGCGGCCUGCAGAUCCUGGUGCCCGUGGACGGAGGCGUCACCGGCAUGCAGUCGCUGCCCGUCGCCCUUUGGAACGCCGAGCAGAAUAAAUGUCUUUGGAAGCUGAGCGACAUUUCGGAAAAGUCUGAAAACCAAGGCGCCGGCUCCCUGCGGGCCAAGUUCGACGUGUCGGCCGGCCCGUCCAACCCGUCCACGCUGGCGGUGCAGUUCAUGAGCGAGGGCGGCACGCUGUCGGGCGUGGACAUGGAGCUGCAGGGCGCCGGCUACAGGCUGUCGCUCAGCAAGAAGAGGUUUGCCACGGGUCGCUACAUGGCAGAUUGCUGAGGCUGUUUGUGGAGGGACCAUUUCAAAGGCCUUCUCUCACUUUGGCCGCCGGCGGGAAUCACGACAACAAAGCAGCACUGAGUACCGAACACUGUUGAGUGGAAAAACUCAAAGCCAGGCAAAGGUGAGCUUUGAGGGCCACGCGUCGCUUCGGACCAUUUUCAGGCUCUUGAUACCGAACGGAGCGCUUGAUCUCUUUGACGUCAGAAAAAGAAGGCGACGUUUUGGGGCUUUUUUUUCUCUCUCACCGUAACCUCGCACACUGUAUCGAUAUUAACAGCUAGAAAAACCUUCACCAUCAUUUUGUUGCUCUUGAAUUGUGGAUGGCGUGCAAUGAAGUAAGAGUCGGUCUCGUAGCACAAAAAGAGAGCGUGAGAAAAGAAAAAGCCAGGACCUCAGUGCCUCCUCGCAACGCUGCUCGUUUUUUUGGAAACGAGCGUUCGGGUUUCAGGGCUCUUUUUUAAUUCAAUGUGUUUUAAAACAACUGUAAAAGCGUUGCAAUGCUUUAAAAAUUAACUCGUAGCCUUUCAACAAAACUUGAACUUUUUUUGGGUGGGUGGGGAGGGGGGCAAUUUGUGCCUGAUCAUUAGCACCACCUCUUGUUCGGAUGCUGAAAGGAAGAUGUCUUCCGCAACUUUGCGAUGGCUUUGCGAUCGAUAGGAGGCUUUUUCUCAGACGCCUAAAAUGGACGCCCGUCGGUGUCACGUGAUCUUGAGAUUUUGAUGAGAGCGAGCUUUGUCUGCCGUGGACAAUAAAUAAAUCAGCAAAUCUCAAAUCAUCCGUUUCAAGUAUCCGACAUUCUGAAUCGCCACUUUUAGCAAGCUGGUUCUUGCUCGUCCGGAACAACAAAAAC
Messenger RNA from Hippocampus comes (tiger tail seahorse), 3661 nucleotides. It is a transcript of the gene fcho2, whose product is annotated as FCH and mu domain containing endocytic adaptor 2. Gene Ontology annotation, biological process: synaptic vesicle endocytosis; clathrin-dependent endocytosis; clathrin coat assembly. The record is from RefSeq and is a predicted model, not a curated record. Lineage: Eukaryota; Metazoa; Chordata; Actinopteri; Syngnathiformes; Syngnathidae. Gene Ontology annotation, cellular component: clathrin-coated pit; cytoplasm; clathrin-coated vesicle. The transcript is spliced from 23 exons.